Cydia amplana is the source of this 3845-nucleotide messenger RNA. RefSeq names its product isoleucine--tRNA ligase, cytoplasmic (gene IleRS). The transcript has 4 exons. The record is from RefSeq and is a predicted model, not a curated record. Gene Ontology annotation, molecular function: ATP binding; isoleucine-tRNA ligase activity; aminoacyl-tRNA deacylase activity. NCBI's taxonomy places the organism in Eukaryota, Metazoa, Arthropoda, Insecta, Lepidoptera, Tortricidae. Gene Ontology annotation, biological process: isoleucyl-tRNA aminoacylation. The coding region runs from base 119 to 3757 and encodes 1212 amino acids.
CUGGCACAGCGUGUCUGUCAAUGUCAAAUUGCACUCUUAACCGCAUAUGCCCGUGAGGAAAAUCUCAGGAGGAAGAGGUAGAAAAGUAUGAUGAAAUAAGCAAUACCUGGAUUUCAUCAUGUCGGAAAAAGCAAUAAGAGUUCCCGAGAACAUUGACUUCCCAAAGGAAGAGGAGAAAAUCCUACAAUUCUGGAAAGAUAUCAACGCUUUUGAAAGUUGUCUGAAGCAAUCAAAAAAUAAACCUCGGUACUCGUUUUACGAUGGGCCGCCCUUCGCCACCGGUCUACCUCACUACGGUCAUAUCCUUGCUGGCACCAUCAAAGACGUAGUGACACGUUACGCUCAUCAACAGGGCUACUAUGUAGAGAGGCGCUUUGGUUGGGAUUGUCAUGGACUGCCCGUCGAGUAUGAAAUUGACAAAACCCUCGGUAUCAAGGGGCCGAGUGAUGUGGAGAAAAUGGGCAUUGAUAAGUAUAAUGCUGAGUGCCGCAAAAUCGUCAUGCGAUAUUCUACUGAUUGGGAGAACAUCAUCACGCGUAUGGGGAGGUGGAUAGAUUUCAAAAAUGACUACAAAACACUGUACCCAUGGUACAUGGAAUCUAUUUGGUGGGUUUUUAAGGAACUGUAUAACAAAGGUUUGGUGUACCAGGGAGUCAAAGUAAUGCCAUUUUCCACUGCCUGCUCCACUCCACUGUCCAAUUUUGAAUCUGGACAGAAUUACAAAGAUGUUUUGGAUCCUGCUGUUGUGGUCUCUUUUCCGACCAAUCAAGGUUUCUCCUUGUUAGCUUGGACUACAACUCCCUGGACACUUCCGAGUAACUUGGCACUCUGUGUGAAUCCCAAACUAACAUAUCUUAAGGUACAGGAAAAAGGCACAGGAAACUGCUAUGUGCUACUGGAACAACGUUUGCCAGUGAUAUUCAAGAAUUUUGAAGACUUCACUAUUCUUGAAAAAAUCCCAGGGAGCAAACUAAAAGGUUUAAAAUAUACACCUAUAUUUGACUACUUUGUUGAGAAAUGUCCUAAUGCCUUCCAAGUGCUAACAGAUGGGUAUGUUACUGAGGACUCUGGUACUGGCAUUGUACACCAGGCCCCAUACUUUGGCGAAGACGAUUUCAGAGUCUGCGUGGCGGCAGGCGUCAUAACAAAAGACCAAGAAAUGGUAUGCCCAGUUGAUGCAAGUGGAAAAUUCACGGAACCCGUCAGAGAUUUCCUCGGACAGUAUGUUAAAGAUGCGGAUAAGAAUAUAAUUGCAAAUCUUAAGGCAAGAAACCGCCUAGUGCAACUGGGGCAGGUGAAGCAUAAUUACCCAUUCUGUUGGCGUUCUGAGACACCUCUCAUAUACAAAGCUGUGCCAUCUUGGUUUGUAAGAGUUGAGCAAAUGAGUCAAGACCUUUUAAAAUCUGCCGAAGCUACAUACUGGGUUCCAGAUCAUGUGAAAGAAAAGAGAUUCGGAAAUUGGCUUAAAGAAGCACGCGAUUGGGCUAUUAGCCGUAACAGGUUCUGGGGCACUCCUAUUCCACUGUGGAUAUCUCCCGAUAAACAAGAGAUUGUCUGUGUUGGCAGCAUUGCUGAGCUCAGUGCUUUAACGGGAAAAGAAAUAACUGAUUUACAUAGAGAGAGCAUUGAUCACUUGGAGAUUCCAUCAGCUAGACCAGGCCACCCACCUCUGAAAAGGGUGUCUGAAGUUUUUGACUGCUGGUUUGAGUCAGGGUCUAUGCCUUACGCGCAAUGCCACUAUCCCUUUGAAAACGUAAAGGACUUCGAGGAAAGAUUUCCCGCCAACUUUAUAGCUGAAGGUAUCGAUCAAACGAGAGGAUGGUUUUACACUCUCAUUGUCUUAUCGACUGCUCUUUUCAAGAAACCACCGUUCAAAAACUUGAUAGCUAAUGGCCUUAUCUUAGCAGCUGACGGGCAAAAGAUGUCAAAAAGCAAAAGGAACUAUCCCGACCCGUUGGAGGUAGUUAAAAAAUAUGGUGCCGAUGCAUUGAGACUGUAUCUGGUCAACUCCCCAGUAGUCAGAGCCGAAAACCUGCGAUUCAAGGAAGAGGGUGUCAGAGACGUCAUUAAGGAUGUCUUCCUCCCUUGGUACAAUGCAUUUAGAUUUUUGAUGCAGAAUGUUGAAAGAAUCAUCCAAGAAGACAAAGUGGACUACAAAUUUAAUGAGAAAAACGUGAAAGAGAACGUUAUGGAUAAGUGGAUCACCUCUUUCACUCAGUCUCUGAUUACUUUUGUCAAGACAGAAAUGGCAGCCUAUAAGCUCUACACCGUUGUUCCCAGGCUUACUAAAUUCAUCGAUCAUCUCACCAACUGGUAUGUGCGUAUGAACAGGAAGAGGCUAAAGGGAGACUUUGGAGUUAAAGAUUGCCAGGCGGCUUUGGAUACGCUGUUUGGAGUACUGUUUGACAUGAUCAGAGUGAUGGCUCCCUACACUCCCUUCCUGACUGAGCUGAUGUACAAGACGCUGCGCCAACUGCUGCCAGGAGACUCUCUAGAAAGCGUGCACUUCAACAUGAUUCCAGAGCCGAAAUCUGAAUUCAUAGACACUAAUAUCGAGAGAGCAGUUCAAAGAAUGCAGACAGUAAUUGAACUCGGCCGAGUUCUUAGGGAUCGCAAAACUAUUCCCAUAAAGUAUCCGCUGCCAGAAAUGAUUGUUAUCCAUCGAGACCAAUCAUACCUGGAUGACGUAAAGUCGUUAAACACCUAUGUUCUAGAAGAGAUGAAUGUGAAGAACUUGCAGCUGACAAGUGACAAGGAAAAGUUCGGCAUCACACUGAAAGCUGAGCCUGACCACAAGCUGCUAGGCGCACGUUUGAAGGGAGACUUUAAAGCUGUCACGCAGGGCCUGAAGAACUUGAACAACGAGCAGUGCGAAAAACUGAUUGCCGACGGUUUUGUCGAGAUCGUUGGCCAACGCAUUGACGUGUCGGAAGUCCGAAUAAUUUUCCAAGCAACAGGCACUGAUCAGUACGAAGCGCAUAGCGACAACGACGUGCUUAUUCUGUUAAACGUCACGCCAGACCAAGAUAUGCUUGACGAAGGAUUUGCAAGGGAGGUUAUAAACAGGGUACAGAAAUUGAGGAAGAAGGCUCAUCUCGUUCCCACCGACGAAGUUAAUAUUUACUACGCCGUCAGUAAGACGAGUGAUAUCGCCCGCAUCAUAAACUCACACAGGGAUCUCAUAGAGACUACAGUGAAAGCUCCGAUGAUUACUCUAGACCAAUUAACCCCAUCGAAACCUGUAAUCACUCGGGAAACGCAGGAGCUGAAGGGCUCGCAGUUGGAGUUGGUUAUUACAUGGCGGAAAGAAGUAGAACUACCCCUAAAACCGUGGGCUAACAUUACCUUACAAGGUUUGACCCCGCGGUUCGGCGCCAGCGGUAAUCAAGCUAGCAUUAUCCUCACAGACAAAGCUAACAAAUACAUAAGCUUGAAAAAUCUGCAUCACGAAAUUGAAGUUCUUUUCGGUUUGUAUGGUAUGAAAUUUACCCUAUGGUGCGACGGCGCGGAAGUAAAGAGCACUAACAACUUAAACGCUAAAACUAUUGUUGUGUCUAUGGCGAAGCCAAAGGCCAAUGAAACAGCUUCUAGUCCAUUCUGUAAGUUUGUAAAUGUUGCUAAUGGUAGUAAAGCGGUCACCAUAUUCUUGGAAAACCCUCAAGGAAAGAUCACAUUAAACAAGGAAAGUGCUCUCAAGUUUGCGUCAGAAUAUCUUGGUAUUUCGGUUUCAAAUAUAGAUAGUAAGUUAUUAAAAUGAUUUCAUUGUUACUUCUUGCUACUUACUACAGUAUUGUUUUGUGUAGUUGUAGCUUUUUACACUAAGAACUUUAUUUAUUGAAUAAAUU